AAAAAUCUAGAAUCUAACCUCUUGUUGGAUCGCAAAGUUAUAUCAAUUUCAUUUUUCAAAUAUCUCUUAAAUGUGAACUUUUAUUACAAUUAUUAAAACAAGUUUCGCGAGUUGCAGUCAUGCGAGCAAUGCUCAAAAUGUUAUACCCCGAGAAGCGGCUACAGUGCAGGAUGUUUUUGUGAUCGUAAUCUUUGCAGCCAGCCAGCAGGAAAACGCUAAACAUGUUCACUAGCUGAAAAAAAAAUCGAGUGACAGAAGGCGUAGUUGCAUCGUCUGUUACGAAUAAAACCAACCGUUCCCAAAAAAAUAAAUAGUAAUCGUGCAUUUAAAACGGAAACGGGAUAAACAACAAACCGAACCGAUACAAAAAGAAAGGGCAAGUGAACAGAGAAAACGGCUGCACGGGAAAUUGAUUGUUGAUUGUACUUUGUGUAGGAUAUAGGCAACUAGCAAUUAGGACGGAACCAAAAAAAAAAAUCAAAGGUUCACAAAAGUAAUCAUUUCAAUUACGUUGAACGUCGGGAUUCGGUAAUGUGCAACAUGAUCGAAACUACGGACAAGAACAGCAACAACGUAGUUGAAGAGGAGGAUGAUUCCAAGCUGCCGAUUAGUUUCAUAUACGCCCGACACUUGGGGAAAAUAGAAGGUAUAAACUGCAUCACCCAGAGCUGGCGUGUUAAGGAACGGAUGAAAACCGUCAGUGUGGCUUUGGUGCUGUGUCUGAAUGUGGGAGUAGAUCCGCCCGAUGUUGUCAAGAUUCAACCAUGCUCCAGGCUGGAAUGCUGGAUUGAUCCUUCCUCUGUGUCACCUCAGAAAGCGAUGGAGUUAAUCGGUAACAAUCUACAAAAGCAAUACGAGCGAUGGCAGCCCCGCGCCCGAUAUAAGCAUUCGCUUGAUCCGACCGUGGAAGAUGUGAAAAAGCUAUGCACUUCGCUUCGCCGGAACUCAAAAGAGGAACGUGUUCUGUUCCAUUACAAUGGGCAUGGCGUUCCCAGACCGACAGUGAAUGGCGAAAUUUGGGUAUUCAAUCGAACCUACACCCAAUACAUCCCACUGUCCAUAUAUGACUUACAAGCGUGGAUGGGAGCUCCGUCAAUUUAUGUGUACGAUUGUUCCAAUGCGGGGAUAAUUGUAAAUAGCUUUAACACAUUCGCCGAGCAGCACGAAAGGGAGCUGGAGCAGAUGCGUGCUCGUAGUGGGAGUACCGCCGGUCAUUCUGAUCAGGAAGGUACACGAAACUCCCCUUCGCCACCAAUUUUGGGCACAACUACUUACAAAAAUUGUAUUCAACUCGCUGCAUGUGCUUCGAAUCAGAUACUCCCCAUGAAUCCACAAUUGCCGGCGGAUUUGUUCACAUCCUGCUUAACCACACCCAUACGAAUAGCACUAAAGUGGUUCAUUCUGCAAUCGACGUCGAAGUUGGUUCCACACGUUACAGAGGACCUGAUCGAAAGGAUUCCAGGACAGUUGAACGACCGGCGAACGAUGCUUGGGGAACUCAACUGGAUAUUCACGGCCAUAACGGACACCAUUGCGUGGAAUACACUUCCGCGCGACUUGUUCCAGAAGCUCUUCCGACAAGAUCUUCUCGUGGCUAGUCUGUUUAGAAACUUUCUUCUAGCGGAACGGAUUCUUCGCUCGUACGAUUGUACGCCAAUUUCCAGCCCCCCGAUGCCCCAAAGCUACCGGCAUCCGAUGUGGUCUGCGUGGGAUUUGGCUCUAGAUUUGGCCCUGUCCCAGCUGCCUGACAUUCUGGAGAAAGGAAAGCGCUUCAAACAUUCGCCAUUUUUCGAGGAACAGCUCACCGCCUUCCAGGUUUGGUUGGAAGGUAGCUCGGAGCAGCGAAGUCCCCCGGAACAGUUACCGAUUGUGCUUCAAGUGCUUCUUUCUCAGGUUCAUCGAUUGCGUGCUCUGGAGUUGCUUGGCCAUUUCCUCGAUCUGGGACCGUGGGCCGUUAAUCUGGCGCUCAGCGUUGGAAUUUUCCCGUACGUGUUGAAGCUGCUUCAAAGUUUAGCGAAGGAGUUGCGACCUUUUCUGGUGUUCAUUUGGGCAAAAAUACUAGCGGUGGAUGCUACAUGUCAAAUCGAUUUGAUACGAGACCAAGGCCACAAAUACUUUCUGUCAGCACUCCAAGACACCAGCCCUUGUCCAAGUUUCAAGGGAAAUCACCGAAUAUACGCUGCCUUCGUAUUAGCGAGUAUUGUACAUAAUUUCCCGAUCGGUCAAGCGAAUGCUCUGCAAGGUCAGUUGGUUUCGAUCUGUCUGGAUCAGCUGAACGACGAGAAUCCUGUGCUCAGACAGUGGCUAGCAAUUUGCUUGGGUCACUUGUGGCAGAAUUACGAACAAGCAAGGUGGUCUGGAGUUCGUGACAAUGCAAACGAAAAGCUCUAUCCGCUUCUGAGCGAUCCGAUUCCUGAGGUACGAGCCGCGGCAGUUUAUGCAUUGGGCACAUUCAUCAGCUCGGUUACGCAACGGUCCGAUCACGCAAACAACAUUGAUCGCUCGACUGCGAUGCAUCUGUUCACCACAGUUUGCAACGAUAUGAGUCCUCUUGUGCGGAUGGAACUCAUAGCAUCACUUCAGUGGAUGGUGAGGUUUUUCGAGAACCAAUUCGUUUCAGUGUUCCUGCAAGAGUCCUCGAGUGGUCAUCAUUUGUUCAAUCAUCAUUACCACAGUUUGGAAAGAAACAUGAACAUGAAGCGAGUUUCGAGCUCAAGCAACAUCAUAAGUGUGGGUAAGAACGCCGUAAGUGUAGGUUCCAUUUACCAAAAACUAUGGAAUGGUCUCAACGCUCUUGCGAAAGAUCCCUUCCCAGCGGUUGCAACUAUGGCGCAGAAAGUGGUAGAAUAUGUUGGCAAGCAAGGUUACGAGAUGGCUAAAGAAGCCACGACAGAAAAGUGUGCCGGAAGUAUGAGUUUGCCACCUUCCCCGAACACCCGAAUCAACUAUCUGGGAGGAGAGUCUCCACCGCUGCACCUGAAUCAAUCCAGUCAUCACACACCUCUGCCUAACAAAAAGAGACUCCAGCAAACCAGUGACAGCACAACGGAGCUGUUGAGUACGACACACCAGCUCCAGCUGCAGAACGCCAUCUCGACUCCGGUGAGCACUCCUCAACAGCAACAAGCUGAUCAGAUGCCUCCUCCUUCGGCAACUCCCGUUGCUCAGCACUCUGCACAACAACAGUUUCAACCUGCUGCCCCAAUUGUUACCACUAAUUACAUCGAGUGGUCGGUUAGUUUCUUCGCGCGGCCAUCCAAGUUCUUGAAUGAAGGCAAACUGAGCGCCAGUGAUCAGAACUCCACUGAGUUCCUGGAUCGUCAGUCGAGAUGUGCGAGAAAUAAAAAUGUACGAGAAGAAGGUAAAGAUCAACAGCGGAGGGCUGUUUUCGGGCGAUUGGAUACGCAGAGCUGGUCUUGUCGCACACAGCACACUCCCACGAUGGUCAAACUUAAUCCGUACAAUGACCAGAUUGCAGUGGCAUACAAAGACCGUGUCAUCCUACAGGAUUGGAGCACAGAUAUCACCAGCUCUUUCAUCCCCUUCAAGCAGCCAGUAUCGCAACAGCAUCAAUCCAUCUUCCUCGACCAGAACAGGUUUCACACUACCCCACCUGCGGUUAUGGUGUCUUCACUGGACUUUGUCAACGCCCACGACGUGGGUCUGAUUAUGGUUGGCUACAGUGAUAGCGUCAUCCGAUUAUGGAGACCAGCCGAAACGAGCCGAGAAUCUGCGCUCAUAACUGCGUGGCAUGGCCUGUUCGAUUUCAACUCGCCGGCAACGGCCAAAGUGGGAACCAGUGAGCUAGGCUUGGUGAUGGCUUGGCACCAAAAUUUGCAGACCGUUAUGGCCGCGGGGGAAGCAAAGUAUAUACGGCUGUGGGAUGUAGAGCGAGAAUCCAAAAUCUGUGAUAUCCCGAGUGGCUCGGACACAACAAUCAUCAAGCUGUCGUGUGCUCCGAGUGGAAUAUUCGCGGCCGGUUGCAAUGAUGGUAGCGUGCGACUGUUCGACCGAAGGUGUCCGCCAACGGAAUCAAGAUUCGCUACGUUCCGGGAACAUCUGAACCCGAUUCUGACGAUCUGUCUGAGGGACGAUUCGGAGAGUUUAAUUUCAGCAUGCACUACAUCCACGGUUCGUAUGUACGACAUUCGCAAGUCAACGUCAUCGUUGCAGCAUUGGAGUGCUGGUUCGGAUGUUUCGGCUAUGACUAUUCAUCCGAGGGCGGAUCUUGUUGCGUGUGCUACAAGUGUGAUAACCAUCUACGGAUUGGACGGAACAACGCUGAAUACUAUUCGAUGCAAUGAAGGAUUCAUGGGCACUAAGAAGGGAGUUACGUCGUGUUUGUCAUUCCACAAAUACAAGAUUAGUCUGGCAGCGGGAUUCAAUGACAACACCGCGGCUGUAUAUGUUCUUGACCGGAAAUAAGCACAAGGAAUUGAAUAGGGGGCUUUCGUCUGCCUGGCCUUGCUUCGAUGGAAUCCAGCUCGCAGUAGCGCAUGGCAUCACAGCAAAACUGAACAACGCCUUGAUUGCAUAUUUUAGCAUAGAGAAACACCGUAGCAACCAAAUCGGCCGCAAGCUAGAGAUUGAAUUAUGCCAUGAGAAAACAACAAAAAAAACGGAUAACAGAAUUUCACUUUUGAGCUCUAUAUUUACAACAUGUAAAAGCGACAAUGCGGGAUAUCGCUAGGAUAGGUUCAAAGUAAUGAGACAUUAACUUGGAGAGUUUGUCGACAUCAGUUACCAUUAUACACUUUAUAGUUUUUCUGUUUCUUAUAAUUGUAUAAAACGUAAACAUUUAACUUACAAUAGUAUCAACAAGAACAUGCAAAUAAGCCUUAAAUUUCUGUUGUUUUUAUGACAGAUUUUAAUUACUGGGGAGAUAUUUUACACAACAAGCGUUAGUCGAGGCAUCUGUAAGUUUAUCAUGUUUCCUUUGAAGAAGAAAGUAGGCAUUAAAGUGAGACAACUAUUACAAAAAAAAAAUAUACAAGCUUCUACAUAAUUAUAAUUCAUCUAAUGGUGCCGCAAUAUUAUUAAAACAAAUAUUAGAGUCCGUUUUCUGAGCAGAACAGGUUAGUGUAAUAAGAAACAUAAAAGCUGCUUUCAGUAAAUUCUAUUUUUAUUUGUUAGAAAUCGGCCUUAGCUUGUUAGCCUUUAACAUUAUAUGGAAAGGUAUCAUGUCGAUUGGAAUUGAAUGUUUUCCUUGAAUCAUAACUGUAUAAUAAUGAAGUAUGAAAUGUUUUUCUUCUUUUUAUAAUGAAUGAUUAUCUGAAUUUUGAGUACCGUAAGAAAAUUGUGGAAUGUAAUAAUUUUAUAUCUUUUGUAUAAAAUAAUGCUCCUGGAUAUAUUUUAUAACUGUACAGUUGAUUUUGCAACCGCGAAAAUAUACAAAUGAAC
Molecule: messenger RNA, 5400 nt
Organism: Toxorhynchites rutilus septentrionalis
Lineage: Eukaryota; Metazoa; Arthropoda; Insecta; Diptera; Culicidae
Gene: raptor
Product: regulatory-associated protein of mTOR
Exons: 5
Coding region: 532-4425 (1297 amino acids)
Biological process (GO): cellular response to starvation; positive regulation of cell growth; regulation of autophagy
Cellular component (GO): cytoplasm; TORC1 complex
Molecular function (GO): protein-macromolecule adaptor activity; protein binding
Source: RefSeq, a predicted model, not a curated record